Paramecium pentaurelia is the source of this 623-nucleotide messenger RNA. Lineage: Eukaryota; Ciliophora; Oligohymenophorea; Peniculida; Parameciidae. The record is from the annotation of a GenBank genome assembly.
UAAUGAGAGUACUAGUUAUCGUAGUAUUAGCCCUCACAGUGAUGGCUGCACAAAAAAAGAGAAAGUACUUUUAUAAACCAUUCCUAAUAUAGAACAACAUCUAAUCUAAUUCAUAUUGACAACAAGGCAUAUUAAUAAUCACAUGCAUAAAUUGAAUAUGAUGUCGAUUCUUUUACUAGUCCCAGAACUCAAUAACUUAAGACAGCUUAGAGUAAAUAAGACAGCAGCUUGAAAAGAGCUAUCCUACACAGUCAAUAACCAACUGGAUUUGUUCAAAUUUAAUAAGAAACUGAUCAAUUCAUUCUUAUGAAUUAAGAUGAAGAUGUAUAAAUUAUUAUGUAUUUAGCUUUCUUCCGAAUUAAUGACUGAAUAAUAAAUCCAAUAGGCUUUAUUAACUGCUGAAGACUUUAAUAAUGUCCCCAAUAUUGAGAUGCAAGCAGAAUCAAAUUACUAAGCUCCAGAUGUAGCUUAAGAUGAUGUCAAUGAAUCCUAUUAUAUUCCAGUUGUUACAGAAGGAGAUGGCGCAUUAGAGGAAGUCUAGAACUCCGAUGAAGAGCCCCAAUAAAACCCAGAUAUUGAGAUGCCUUCCUUGGAUGAAGUAUCAUCAUCAUUCCUUCAAUGAU